AUGGAGGACCUUUAUGAUGUCUGUGACCCCUUCGCCCCCAGCUUGCCCAUCCCUUCACCCCCACUCCCAUCACGCCAGACGCUGGCAGGCGACAGGGCCAGUGCGCAGCAAGGCUCCGGGGAAGCGCACCCUCCAGGUUCCAGCCGCCUGCGCGGCAGCCUCGCGGUCCCAAACGGGCUCCAGCCCCGGGCAGCGGCCUGCGGGGGUCGUGCUGGCGGAAUGCUGCAGCUGCUGUUGUCCCAGGUGCGGCUCGACAACUGCCUGGAGCUGUACCGCCUGGCGCAGGUGUACGGCCUGGCCGACCUGCAGGAGGCCUGCGUGCGCUUCAUGGGCACCCAUUUCCACGAGGUGCUGCGCAUGCCCCACUUCCACCUCCUGGGCUCUCCGCCCCCAACACCGGGGGGUGUCAGCCUCCAGCAGAGGCUCAGGGAGGUCCGGAUGACUGGCACUCCGGUCCUCGUGGCCUUAGGGGACUUCUUGGGGGGGCCCCUGGCCCCGCAUCCUUACCAGGGUGAGCCCCAGUCCAUGCUCAGGUAUGAGGAGACGACGGAACGUUGGUUCCCGCUGGCCAACAACCUUCCGCCAGACCUGGUGAAUGUCAGGGGCUAUGGCUCCGCCAUCCUGGACAACUACCUUUUCAUCGUGGGCGGCUACCGGAUCACCAGCCAGGAGAUCUCCGCUGCGCAUUCCUACAACCCCUGCACUAACGGGUGGCUGCAGGUGGCAUCCAUGAACCAGAAGAGGUCCAACUUCAAGCUUGUGGCUGUUAACUCAAAGCUGUAUGCCAUCGGUGGGCAGGCCGUGUCCAACAUGGAGUGUUACAGCCCAGAGCAGGACUCGUGGAAUUUUGUGGCGCCCUUACCGAGCCCUCUGGCUGAGUUCUCCGCGUGCGAGUGUAAGGGGAACAUUUACGUCAUUGGCGGAUAUACCACCAGAGACCGGAACAUGAGCAUUUUGCAGUACUGCCCCUCGUCCGACACCUGGACCCUCUUCGAGACGUGCGACGUCCACAUGCGCAAGCAGCAGAUGGUGUCGGUGGAGGAGACCAUCUACAUCGUCGGGGGGUGCCUCCACGAACUGGGGCCCCCCCGCAGGAGCAGCCAGAGCGAGGACAUGCUCACCGUGCAGUCCUACAACACCGACACCCGGCAGUGGUUCUGCCUUAAGGAGAACACGUCCAAGUCGGGGCUCAACCUGACGUGCGCGCUGCACAACGACGGCAUCUACAUCAUGAGCAGGGACGUGACCUUGUCCACCACGCUGGAGCACCGCGUCUUCCUCAAGUACAACAUCUUUUCCGAUAGCUGGGAGGCCUUUCGGCGGUUCCCAGCCUUCGGACACAACUUGCUGGUUUCCUCUCUCUAUCUGCCCAAUCAAACAGAGACAUGACUGAGCUGAUGCAGACGGUGUUGUUAGGAAAGCUGGUGCCAAACCAUAAGAGAUCGAGAACCGCCCCUCUGCCCCUCUGCGAGAGAGACCGAUUUCUAAAGCGGAGGGCACGCGCAGAGCGGCUGCGAACACGCGCACCUGGACCUAGUUACUUGAAAACUCCUGAAGCAAAAAGACCAACUUUAUUAUUUUUUUAACGAUUAUUUUUUAAGUUACAUGAGCAAUCCACGAUGAUGUAUUCAUCCAUGUACGAUAGAUACCCUUGGGCCUGAUCCUCAGAGAGUAGCUUCAUUAGCUCUGAUCUGUGAAGGGCCAAGUCAGAACUUGGCAAGAGUGGGGAUGACUGUUUAAAAAGUGGUUUUAUUUAGGUCCCUUAACGUAGCAUGAGUACCUUAAGUAAGAGUUUGGUUUUUGAUCAGUUUACUCGACACUUUUACGUUCACGGCCGUCGCCCCCUCCUCACCCAGUCACAGCCGCACGUCGUCCUGCUGGUGAAAAGGAGGCCCGAUGGUCGGAGUUGAUUUGCACACUGCUUUCAGAAGUGGACCAUGAGGCAGCUCGACGCCGAAUCCUUGCAUGCACCUGAAACUCACCUAAAAACAUUCCCUAGCUAUUUUUUCUAGUCUUUUUGUUUGUUUCUUUUUUUUUUUUAUAGUUGUGAAUGCUAGGUAAUAGUCUGAUAGGAAUUUUCAUUUCAGUUCGGUGGCAGAUUGCUGCCUGUCAGAUACGUUGCAUUGCUUUGUCAUUCCAUAUUUUGAAAUGAGACAUCUUGUCUACAAGGAUACACAUACAUACUUUGAGCUACAGUCUUAAAUUUAAAUAAGGAAGGACACCAAAUGACAAAAAUAUCUUGUUGCCUUUAGGAAUGAACAUUUAGUGGAUGUGUUUGAGUUAGUUUUUAUUUCAAGGCUGAAAACUUUAUCAUAUUUUAAUCAAGCAGCUUUUUAAAUGUCAUCGUGGCCUCUCAUGCUUUGCUUGGCUUGUGUGGUGCAAGGCGAGACCAGCUGGAAAGCACUUGUGCCGGCGAGCAGGGAGCAGCCGCUCCAGAAGAGGAAUGGUCUCUGGUGGUAUUUCUGAAGUUCGGUAAGGGGCGAAGUUGUUGCCUUGACCGCUGAACCAAACAGAACCCACCCCAAGCAGUUGUUUGUUGAUUUCAGUAAGUCCGUUAGCAAUACAUGAAGACUUAUGCCAGCCAGAGGGCAGCGUUCCAUAUAUAUGUGUGUAUGUAUACGUAUUGAUGGAACUUUUCUUUGAUUCAAAAACAUCUGAAAUUUUCUAAUCUUUUGUAAGGAUUUGUAAGGGACUUGAUUAAUUGGAUGGUUAAUCAGAAUUGGUUAAGUUAAUAACAGCAGGCAGAACCAUUCCCUUUACAGUGUGCCUUGCAUCCAUGCAUGUCACAUACACACACACACACACACACACACACACACACUUUGCUGAGUGCUUCCAUGCCAUGCACGGUGCAGAUGGAUUUCAGGGGAAUUCUUCAUUUUAGCACAGGAGUCAUGACAAGGUUUCUUUACCGCCUUGCCUCCUGGUGUGCUUACAAUGCUGUGUGCCAUUGAGUGGAUUCGAGUGACUCCAGGACAUUUUAGAACUGCCCCCACGGGGUUUCCAAGGCUGAAUCUUGAUGGACGCAGGCCGCCUCAUCUUUUUUUCCAUGGA
Molecule: messenger RNA, 3054 nt
Organism: Echinops telfairi (small Madagascar hedgehog)
Lineage: Eukaryota; Metazoa; Chordata; Mammalia; Afrosoricida; Tenrecidae
Gene: KLHL42
Product: kelch like family member 42
Exons: 5
Coding region: 1-1389 (462 amino acids)
Molecular function (GO): protein binding
Source: RefSeq, a predicted model, not a curated record